Messenger RNA from Tinamus guttatus (white-throated tinamou), 953 nucleotides. It is a transcript of the gene PHYHD1, whose product is annotated as phytanoyl-CoA dioxygenase domain containing 1. The record is from RefSeq and is a predicted model, not a curated record. NCBI's taxonomy places the organism in Eukaryota, Metazoa, Chordata, Aves, Tinamiformes, Tinamidae.
AUCCCGGAGGAGGAGCGCGGUCGCUCCAUCUCCCUCUGAAUGCUGGUGUUCCCUUCCAGUUCCAUGAGGAUGGCUUCCUUGUGCUGGAGCGUUUCUUCACCGCGGAGGAGUGUGACAGGAUGAGGGAUCGGAUUCAGCGCGUUAUAGCCGAGAUGGAAGUGCCUCCGCACUGCCGCACCGAGUUCUCCACCAAGGAGAAGGAGCAGCUCCAGGCGCAGGGCAGCUCAGAUUAUUUCCUGAACAGUGGAGACAAGAUUAGAUUCUUUUUUGAGAAGGGUGUUUUGGAUGAGAAAGGUAACUUUCUCAUUCCAAAGGAGAAAUCUAUCAGCAAGAUUGGCCAUGCUUUACACGCUUACGAUCCGGUCUUCAAGCAAAUCACUCACUCCUCCAAGGUGCAGGAACUGGGAAGAAAACUAGGCCUUGAGAGUCCAGUAAUUGUGCAAAGCAUGUAUAUCUUCAAGCAACCUGGCAUUGGUGGUGAAGUGACUCCACACCAGGAUGCCACGUUCCUGUACACAGAGCCCCUGGGCAGAGUCCUGGGCUUCUGGAUUGCACUGGAGGAUGCCACGCUGGAGAACGGCUGCUUAUGGUUCAUUCCUGGCUCUCACACCAGUGGAAUUACCCGGAGAAUGGUCCGUGCCUCACCAGGCACCUCAACGUGUGUAGAGUUUAUAGGGUCAGAGCCAACGUAUGAAGACAACAGAUUCAUACCUGUGCCUAUAAGCAAAGGUGGACUUAUUCUUAUCCAUGGUGAAGUUGUCCAUAAGAGUGAGUUGAACACGUCCGAGCUUUCUCGCCAUGCCUUCACCUUCCAUGUGAUGGAAGCCAAAGACACCAGCUGGAGCAAAGAGAACUGGCUCCAGCCAACUCCUGAACUGCCUUUUCCAUCACUCUAUACCUGAAAUUAGUGUUUGGCUUCUGCAGUCAAAUAGUUGAUUGAUAUUCCUUUCUGA